AAUUAGGGUUCUAAAGUUUUUGGGAUCUCUGUUCUCCCUCUUCGCUCUCGCGCGGCAUCGAUCGCUCGAUGGCAUUGGCCGUGACGCGCUACUGCCUCGUCUCGCUCCCGGUGCUCGAAUCGGCAGCUGCGACAUGGGCCGCAUUGCAGCAAGGGAUCUCCAGAGUCGCCUUCGACACACCGACUUACAAGUUCAAUAUCCCUGAAUUGCGGAUCGGGACGCUCGAUGCGCUCAUGGUUCUCAGCGAUGAUCUUGUCAAGAUCAAUGGCGUGGUGGAGGGAGUGACACACAAGAUUCGUCGCCAGAUCGAGGAUUUGGAUCAUCACGCUGGAGUGGAAGCGAGCGCUCUUACAGUCGAUGGGGUACCAGUUGACACUUACAUUACCAAAUUUACGUGGGACGAGGCGAAGUAUCCACUCAUGAAUCCUCUCAGAGAGACUGCCGAUAUGAUCCAAGACAACGUUUCCAAGCACGAAGACGACUUAAAAAUUAGAGUAGCAGAGUACACGAAUGUGAAAACACAACUCAGUGCUAUCAAUCGCAGGCAAACUGGAAGCAUGGCCGCGCGUGACAUCUCCAACCUGGUGAAGCCGUCCGACGUUAUCAGCACGGAGCACCUGGUGACUUUAGUGGUGGUAGUCUCAAAGUUUUCGCAAAACGAAUGGCUAAAGAGCUACGAAAGUCUCACUGACUUUGUGGUUCCUCGAUCAUCUGCGAAGCUACACGAGGACAACGAGUAUGCUCUGUACACCGUGAUCCUCUUUCGCAAGGUAGCAGACAACUUCAAAUCAGCUGCACGAGAGAGAGGCUUCCAGGUUAGAGAUAUCGAGUUUGAUCCAGAGGGACAACAACAAAGAAGGCAAGAACAAGAUAAGCUGAGCCGCGAACUCGACAGCCUACGAAGCUCCCUCCAACAGUGGUGCUGUGCUAGUUACGGAGAGGUUUUCAGUGCGUGGAUGCACAUAUGUGCCAUCCGGAUCUUUGCCGAGAGUAUUUUGAGAUACGGCCUUCCUCCAAAGUUCCUGGCCGCAGUGAUGGCUCCUAGCCAGAGAAACGAGAAGAAAGUCCGAUCAAUGCUCGAAGGACUGUGUAAUGCUCCCAACAGUGGCUUUUGGAAAUCUGACGAAGAUGGUGGUGGCGUGGCUGGAAUCGUGGGAGGAGAAGUGGAAGCUCAUCCAUAUGUAUCGUUCACUUUAAACUUGGCUGGAUGAUUCGUCCAACAAGACUCUUCCUUGAUUCUUGUGAGUUUUAAACAAAUAAAUAAAAGAUUCUCCCUCCUCUUUC
This is a messenger RNA of Selaginella moellendorffii, 1284 nucleotides long. RefSeq names its product V-type proton ATPase subunit C. Gene Ontology annotation, biological process: proton transmembrane transport. Bases 69 to 1211 code for a protein of 380 amino acids. The record is from RefSeq and is a predicted model, not a curated record. Gene Ontology annotation, molecular function: proton-transporting ATPase activity, rotational mechanism. Lineage: Eukaryota; Viridiplantae; Streptophyta; Lycopodiopsida; Selaginellales; Selaginellaceae. Gene Ontology annotation, cellular component: vacuolar proton-transporting V-type ATPase, V1 domain. The transcript has 11 exons.